This is a messenger RNA of Fusarium subglutinans, 1311 nucleotides long. RefSeq names its product ammonium permease MEPA. Gene Ontology annotation, cellular component: plasma membrane. Gene Ontology annotation, molecular function: ammonium channel activity. Bases 1 to 1311 code for a protein of 436 amino acids. The transcript is spliced from 5 exons. Gene Ontology annotation, biological process: ammonium transmembrane transport. The record is from RefSeq and is a predicted model, not a curated record. Lineage: Eukaryota; Fungi; Ascomycota; Sordariomycetes; Hypocreales; Nectriaceae.
AUGGCUUCGACAAUCACUCCGGUCACUGAGUGGCCUGAUUACAAUGACGAUCCCACGGGCGGUAAUCCUAUUACCCAUGAUUUGAAUGCUACUUAUGACAAGUUUUGGAUUUAUGGUUAUAGCUUGUAUCAAUCUCGGACUACAAACCCAAUGUUGGGUGACCUGUCGCUCGCUGUAUUUCACAACGUUCUUGCCCAGCCAUCGAUUGCCAACUCUGAUAUCCCUGAGAUCCUAUAUGCGAUCUUCGGAGUCACCUUCGUCACCGCCACUGCCAUGAUUUUGGCUGGAGCAAUGCUGGAAAGAGGCAGACUAUGGCCUAGCAUGGUGUUCCUUUUGUGCUGGACAACCUUUGUGUACUAUCCUCUAGCUUAUUGGGAGUGGAACCCAGCGGGAUGGCUGUACGCGUUAGGCCUGUACGACUUCGCAGGAUCGGGGCCAGUUCAUAUUGCCUCCGGAUUUGGUGCUCUGGCUUGGUCGUUUAUGCUGGGACCCCGACUGCCCGACGCCAGCAUCACCGAUCGCAAGGCAGCCGUACACUACAAACCACAUAAUCCACUACUUAUGGUUCUUGGAACUGUACUUAUUUGGUUUGGCUGGUUUGCGUUUAAUGGUGGCAGCACCGCAAACCUUAGUCUCCGAUCGAUCUACGUCGUUGCGAAUACAAACUUCUCUGCUUGUGCUGGCGGAAUAGCUUGGGUUCUUCUUGGGUACCUGCAUACCCGAAAGUUCUCUUUGGUCGGUUUCUGCAGUGGGAUCAUCGCAGGACUGGUUGGCAUCACCCCCGCUGCCGGAUUCACACUCAUCUAUGUCUCUCCUGUAAUCGGAGGUGUCACGGCGGUGGUGUGCUUUUACUGUGUCAAGUACAAGUACAUUCUCUCGGUCGACGAUGGCCUUGAUAUCUUUGCCAUUCACGGAAUCGGCGGCGUUAUCGGAGAUAUCCUGACUGGCCUCUUUGCUACUGGAUAUGUUCCUGCGCUGGAUGGCGUAUCAGGAGAUGCCUAUGCAGGUGGAUGGUGGGAUGGAAAUUAUCGCCAGCUUGGUCUCCAAAUUGCAGGUGCCGUGACUUGUGCCGCUUGGUCAUUCGUUAUCUCAUGCAUAUUGCUCUUCGUCAUUGGCAAGAUCCCUGGUCUGCAUCUUCGAGCCAGCGAGGAACACGAGAUCAGAGGUCUUGACUACAAGUAUCUCAGUGACAUGGACUGGGAGGACCAUUACAUGAAUGGAGGUAUCACACCGGUGAUGGAGGGAACGCCUAUGAGAGCUUCAACCCCUCAGCAAACUCCCGACAAGAGUGAAGAGAGGAAGGUCGACUGA